UUGCAGUGCCGCUGUCUGUCUGUUCGUUGGUUCAGAGUCUGCUCUCUCUCCUUUCUCCUCUCCUCUACUCGCAGAAUGUCUCUUCCAAAUUUCCCAAUCCCGAACCUCGACACCACUCUGAAGGAAGCCGGGCGCGUGCUGGAGCUGAUUCUGCCCCCGGAGCAGUUCCAGAGAUACCAGAGCGCCCUCCGGAGGCAGGAGGCUGAACUGCAGGAGAUCCACGCCCGAUUCGCAGCCCAGGUGGCCGGCCGGGAAAACUGGGCCACGGAGGACUUCAAAAACCGCCUCCUCUCCUGCCCCGACCCCAUCCCCACCUCCACCGCCCUCCCCGUGCUCCUGCAGCCCUCCGCGGCCCAGGGGACCCCCGAACUGGAGGGGGGACCCCAGCUAGCCCGGGCCGCAGCCCUGCUCUGGGCAGCGGCCAAGAUCCACAGCGAUCCGCGGCUUCUCGAAGGAGACGCAGCUCUGGAGCAGACCCAGAGAUCAGAGCUGUUCUCAGCCUGCAGAGAGCCGGGAGAGACCAGAGAUCAGAUCAAGGUCUACCCUGACAGUCUGCACGCAGUCCUGCUCUAUCGAGGCUCUGCGUUCCCCCUGCAGCUCCUGUCCCCGUCUAGGGACCCCCUCCUGCUCCCCCAGAUCCACAGCCAGCUGCUGGGUGCCGUGAGGACCCCUCCCAGGGCGUCCCUGCCGCUGCCUGCUUCCCCGUGCAGCCUGACUGCCCUGGAGAGACCUGCCUGGCACGCUGUGCGAGAGGGCCUGCUGUCCGGGGAGGGGGCGGGGUCUCUGCGGACCCUGGAGAGCGCUGUGCUGGCGCUGGCGCUGGAGGAGUGCCCCCCGCCCGACCCCCGGGACCCCGCGGCCGCGCUGACCAGCAUCCAACUGGGGAGCCCCAAGACGAGAGGCAUGAGACACUACGACAAGGUGCUCAAUCUGGUUCUCUACUCUGAUGGCUCGGCGGGUCUCCUGUUUGAACACACCGCGGUGGACGGCAUGGUGGCCGGGCUCCUGGCUCAGGCGCUGUGGAGCCUCUCCGAGGAGGAACUCCAAAAACAACACCCCCCUCUGGAAACUAUGGCCCCAACCCUCGUCCAGCCCCUGGACUUCUCCCUGGAAGCCCCGCCCAGCCCCCGCGCCGGCCCCGCCUCCACCCGCACCUCCUGCUUUGAAUACCGCCCCCUGCCCGGCGCCCUGUCUGUGCUGGGGGGGUCCCGGGGGCUGCUGGACGCCUCGCUCACCUUCUCACUGCAGCUGGGGCUGAAGCAAGCCUUCAUCGAGGAGGAGGAGGAGGGGGGGAGCAGGGCCUUCCUCAUGGUCACCCCCACCCACGUGAGGCAUGUGACUCGAACCAGCGGCUCUCGAGCGCCCUCGACCCGCUUCGCUCGACAUUUCUUGGUUCUGACCCCAACAACACUGACCCGCUUCUCUCUCCCGUCGCAGGCACUACAAGCACGGCCGCUGUAACCCCACCUACAGCCUGAGCAGGGGGUCUCUGGAGCUGCUGGGGGCCCUUCUCUCGAAGCGCGAGGAGGAGGAGGAGGAGGAGGAAGGGC
This is a messenger RNA of Polyodon spathula (Mississippi paddlefish), 1550 nucleotides long. Its product is annotated as peroxisomal carnitine O-octanoyltransferase. The transcript is spliced from 3 exons. Bases 76 to 1461 code for a protein of 461 amino acids. Lineage: Eukaryota; Metazoa; Chordata; Actinopteri; Acipenseriformes; Polyodontidae. The record is from RefSeq and is a predicted model, not a curated record. Gene Ontology annotation, molecular function: acyltransferase activity.